AUGAAGCCUUACCACAUUACCCUUGACGCUACAGCUGAGCCUGUCAUCCAUCCACCGAGGACGGUCCCUCUCCACCUGAAAGACCUGUACCAAAAGGAGUUAGAUGAAAUGCUCAGACUUGGAGUCAUAGCACCUGUUGAAAAGCCCACUGACUGGGUCAACAGCAUCGUUCUUGACGAAACCUUUAAUGACAAAGGAGAACUCACAAAGCUAAGAGUCUGUUUAGACCCACGUGAUCUAAACAAGUGCAUCAAAAGAGAACAUUACCACUCAAGGACAGUUGAUGAGGUUGUAACUGAGCUCAACAAUGCCAAAUUCUUUACUAUCGUUGAUGCCAAAAAAGGGUACAGAUUUCAAAGACUCCCAUUUGGUCUCAACGUCUCUCAAGAUAUAUUUCAAAGACAGCUGGACGCAGCAUUUGAAUGCCUCAAAGGUGUGACAGGCAUUGCAGACGACACUUUUGUCUACGGAUCAACUGAAAAUGAACACGACCAAAACUUGACAAAGCUCAUGGAGCGAGCACAGCAGAAAGGCAUCGUAUUCAACAAAGGAAAACUACAGUUCAAAUGUAAAGAAGUCAGUUUCUUUGGACAUACGUGGACGCCACACGGCAUCAAACCUGACAAUAAGAAGGUAUCAGCAAUCAUCAAGAUGAAACCUCCAGAAGAUGUCAAAACCCUACAAAGCUUUCUUGGAUUAGUCAAUUAUCUUACCAGAUACUCUGGACGUUUAGCUACUUUGUCAGCACCACUACGAGACUUAACCAAGAAAGAYACGGCGUAUUCUUGRGGACCUGAGCACGACAAGGACUUCGACGAAGUCAAAAAAGAAGUCUCAUCGCUUGGAGUCUUGAGGUUCUUCGACCCAGACGCAGAGUCAGUCAUCGAAACAGACGCAUCACUGAAAGGACUGUAUCAUAAGCCACUCGAAGCAAUAUUUAAGAAGAAACUGAACAGUUGCCCCGCAAGAUUACAGAGAUUCGUACUACGAGCACUGAAAUAUGACGUCACUGUAAAGCAUGUAAAGGGUGCCGAAGUGCCUAUCGCCGAUGCCCUCUCUAAGGUAUCACCAGAGCGCUCUCAGCCCAAGGAAGAGCUUACACAGUUACACAUACAUCAGAUCACUAGAAACCUACCAGCCUCGCCAAUAAAGCUGCAACAGAUCCGCCAGGAAACUGCAAGUGACUCUAUACUCAGCAAACUACGUGAUGUGAUAUUUGAAGGAUGGCCAACAAAGAGAGAGAAGUGUCCAAAAGUGCUACAUGACUCCUGGAACUUCCUCGAGGAACUCACUAUUGAAGAUGGCCUUGUACUAAAGCAGGAGCGUAUAAUUAUGCCUGSCACGCUACGACAAGAAACACUACACACAAUUCACCAAGGACACAUGGGUCAAGAGAAAUGUCUUCUUCGAUCCAGGUCAUGUGUAUUUUGGCCAGGUAUUUCUCGGGACAUUGUUAAUCUCGUAAAGACGUGUGACACCUGCCAGAASUAUCAACACAAGCAGCAGAAACAAGAAAUUUUGYAACCCGAGCCACCUUGCCACCCGUGGCAAAYACUCAACUCGGACCUCUUCGAGUUCAAAGGCAACCAAUACCUCGUGGUAUCCGACAAGUACAGCAAAUUUCCAAUCAUCAGAAGACUUACUGGUACUACAUCACGCGCUGUCACCAACCACCUCRAAAGCAUCUUUUCUGAACAUGGUAUACCUGAACAGCUUACUACAGACAAUGGACCCCAGUAUGCGUCACAGGAAUUCCAGGAAUUCAUGCAGACCUAUGGAAUCCAGCACACUACAAGUUCACCCAUGUACCCUCAAUCAAACGGUGCUGCGGAAUGCACAGUACAGACAGUCAAGAGCAUUCUUAAGAAAUGCGACGAAGAAGGAGAAGAUAUCUAUCUAGGUCUUCUGUCUUACCGCUCAACACCUAUCAGCAACAAGUCGCCAGCGGAACUACUGAAUAACCGCAAGUUUAAAACCACCUUACCAAUGCCGAAGCGCGUAAGUGUGACUGAUGAUACAAGCAAGACAAAAGAGGAGCUGUACCACAAACAGAACCUACAAGCGUUCUACUACAACAAGACUGCCGUACCGACACUAAAGGAGCUUCAACAAGGUCAAUCAGUCAACAUUUUCGACCAUCACACUCAAAGGUGGGAAAGUGGAACAGUUGUUCGACCUGCAAAAGAACCCCGGUCAUAUAUUGUAAAGARCGACAGAACAGAAGGUAUCUACAGACGUACUCGAUCACAACUGAGACAUAAACCAACCACUGAAGAAGCAGAAGUUUUACARCAACCCUCGACUGCACCACAGCAGGACGCUCUACCCUACACGACUAGGUCAGGACGCGUUUCAAAGCCACCGGACAGGCUGAACAUUUGA
Exaiptasia diaphana is the source of this 2382-nucleotide messenger RNA. RefSeq lists its product as uncharacterized. NCBI's taxonomy places the organism in Eukaryota, Metazoa, Cnidaria, Anthozoa, Actiniaria, Aiptasiidae. The transcript has 3 exons. Gene Ontology annotation, molecular function: nucleic acid binding. Gene Ontology annotation, biological process: DNA integration. The record is from RefSeq and is a predicted model, not a curated record. Bases 1 to 2382 code for a protein of 793 amino acids.